AGUUUUAUAUUUUACAUGGACGAAAGUGCUCCUCUUAAUAAAUCAAAUACAUUUUAGAUAUUUUUUAUUACUUGUUAGUUAUAUUCGUCCUCGCUGUAAUCGUUUAUAGUUUUUUUUUAAAUAAAUUUGAAUAUAAAAUAAUACAACAUGAAGGAAGCAUGUGUAAACUUAGUGCUCGUUUCAACAUUUCUUUUAUAUUUGGGAUUAGUUAAUGCCGAGUUGUGCAUUUCUUUCAAAUGCAACCCGAAAUCCGAGCAGAAUGUGACUCUAGCGGGACUUUUUAUGUUGUGUCCUAAUGAGAAAGUCGAAGUCCCUUGUACUCCAUGCGUGGAUUGCUCAAAACUCUAUCAAUGUGAUGCCAAGAUACGCGAUGUUGUUUAUAUAGAUGAAUUGAAGCUGUUUUGUCUCGAUGGUUUCAAUUGCAACAGGGAGUACACAAUGCCAUGCGAUUCAUGUGUAAGGAAGCGAUGCAAGAACCCGCGUAAAUUUAAAUGCGUGAGUGAUAAGCACGUUUUUGUGGAUGAUAUAUUAGUAACAUGUAAAUCGGGAUUCGCAUGCAAUCGUGACUAUUUACAUCCGUGUUAUCCAUGCAUCGGAGAUACAGAUUUUUCGUUUUCCAAAAUUGUUCGCUUCAAAUAGACACAGAAAAAUAGAGUUUAUAUAUAAUUAAUGGUUUGUUAUUUAUCAGAAAUAGAAAUAAAUUCAACUGCAAAAUA
Nicrophorus vespilloides is the source of this 716-nucleotide messenger RNA. RefSeq lists its product as uncharacterized. The transcript has 4 exons. The coding region runs from base 148 to 639 and encodes 163 amino acids. Lineage: Eukaryota; Metazoa; Arthropoda; Insecta; Coleoptera; Silphidae. The record is from RefSeq and is a predicted model, not a curated record.